AGCCGGUGUGUCAGCUUGUGGCACGUUCCUGGCAGACUUUGGGUGAAGGGAGUGGCCUGGUCUGGCCUGGUCUGGUCGGGUCUGGCCUGGUCUGGUCUGGUCAGGCGUGGUCUGGUCUGGCCUGAUCUGGUCUAGUCUGGCCUGGUCUGGCCUGGUCUGGUCUGGCCUGGUCUGGCCUGGUCUGGUCUGGCCUGGUCUGGCUUGGCCUGAUCUGGUCUAGUCUGGUCUGGUCUGGUCUGGCCUGAUCUGGUCUAGUCUGGCCUGGUCUGGUCUGGUCUGGCCUGGUCUGGUCUGGCCUGGUCUGGUCUGGCCUGGUCUGGUCUGGCCUGGUCUAGCCUGGUCUGGUCUAGUCUGGCCUGGUCUGGUCUGGUCUGGUCUGGCCUGGCCUGGCCUGGUCUGGGUGACAGUGAUGUCGGAUCAGAGUGAAGCAGACGGGAAUGAGCUGUGGAACAAUCUGGAGAAUUACCGGGCGAAGCUGACGGCGGUGAUUGAACCGUCCCGGAUCACCCCGUACCUGCGGCAGUGCAAGGUCCUCAUCCACGAUGACGAGGAGCAGAUCUUCAACGACCCCAGCCUGGUCACCCGGCGCCGGAAAGUAGGGAUGCUGCUGGAUAUUCUCCAGAGGACAGGCUGCAAAGGCCACAUUGCAUUUCUGGAGAGUUUGGAGUUGUACUACCCAGAGCUUUACCUCCGCAUCACCGGGCAGGAACCCACACGGACCUUCUCCGUCAUCCUGGAUGCGGGUGGAGAGUCGAGCCUGACCCAGUUACUGAUGGCGGAGGUGCAGAAACAACAACAAGUAGCUCUCCGCUGUCACAAACAGCUGCAGGAACUGACCACCGAUCUGACCCAGAAAGACCAUCACAUCAAACAGCUCCAGGUCAAACUGAGCGAGCUGCAGAAAUACCAGGAACGGUUCUGGAAGGUGAGGGAAGAACGUAACAAUUACAGCGAGGAGCUGAAGACCUGCAAGGAGGAGAAUUACAAAUGGGCCAAGGACUUUGCAAUCCAGAGCGAGGAAAAGAAUACCGCGCUGAUGAGGAACCGCGACCUGCAGCUGGAGAUUGAGAGACUGAAGCACAACCUGAUGUUGGCUGAGGAUGGUUAUAAGGUCGAGCGGACCCACACCAUGAAGCUGAAACACGCCAUGGAGCAGAGACCGACGCAGGAAGUGAUCUGGGAACUUCAGCGAGAGAACGACCUGCUCAAGGCCAAGCUGCAGGAACUGGCCCCUCCCCAGAAGGUUGACAAGGUGGAUAAAAACAAGAUGUACAUUCAGAUCCUGGAAGAUGACCGAAGGACAGCACUGGAGGAACAUCAAGACCUGGUCAAUACUAUUUACAAUCUCCACAAAGGACUGCGGGAUGUGGAAGAACUGCGGGAUAAGUACCUGGAAGAGAAGGAGCUGUUUGAGAUGCGGUGUGUGACUCUGCAGAAGGAUUCCCAGAUGUACAGAGCUCGCAUUGAGGCAACACUGAAACAAAUGCAGGAAGUGGCGACAGAGAGAGAUCAGGCACUGCGGUCUCGAGAGGAUUUACACAGGUUACACAGCCAGGUGGUGCAGCAGAACGAUACCUAUCGGAAGAUGAUCCAGGAACAGGGCGAGCGAUGUGAUGAGCUGCAGUUUGAACUAUUCCGACAGGAGGAACACCUACUGACCCUCCAGGGCCAACUGAAGAGGGCCAGACCCCCCUCAGGGGGCUUGCCUCUGGAUGUGGAUGAUCUGUCUCCCAGAGUUUCCCGCGAGAUUCCAGAGCUCAGGAUCCGGGACAAUAAACAGGAAUCAUCCGAUCAGCGAUGGUCAGAGGAAUCCCGGGGUCCGGGGGGAAGCUGCCCCAGGACAGGAGUCAGCUCUCAGGUCCAGCCGGAGGUCAGCACUGUCGGAGCAGCUCUCCCUGAGGAAUCUCUCGGACUGAAGAGCAGCAAGUGGCGGAUGAAGAAAGGCUUCGAAGAUUACAGAAGGAAACGGGCAAUCCGGCUAAACAAGCAGGAGAGGGAGCAGAGGAAGGAGAACUGGGAGAAUGUGACGGGGAGUGAGAAUUCCGAUACUGACUCCUCAGACAGAGAGCAGACCAACGAGAUCAGGAGAUGAUCCACUCUCUCUGCCACAACACGGGAUUCUGCAGGAUACAGCCCAGGACCAGACCCAGCAGCAUCUCAGAGAGCAGGGGUCAGCAGACAGGAUUCCAUCAACAACUCACACAAUGUUAAAGGUUCCAGCCUCACCCCAUGGGCUGCAGCCGAUACCCAGACUCUUACUGCACAAUAAACAAACGUACAGCACUGUGGGAGGGUCAGUGCUGAGGGAGUGCCACAUUGUCGGAGGGUCAGUGCUGAGGGAGUGGGCACUGUGGGAGGGUCAGUGCUGAGGGAGUGGGCACUGUCGGAGGGUCAGUGCUGAGGGAGUGCCGCACUUUGGGAGGGUCAGUGCUGAGGGAGUGCCACAUUGUCGGAGGGUCAGUGCUGAGGGAGUGCCGCACUGUCGCAGCGUCAGUGCUGAGGGAGUGCCGCACUGUCACAGGGUCAGUGCUGAGGGAGUGCCGCACUGUCACAGGGUCAGUGCUGAGGGAGUGCCGCACUGUCACAGGGUCAGUGCUGAGGGAGUGCCGCAUUGUCGGAGGGUCAGUGCUGAGGGAGUGGGCACUGUCAGAGGGUCCGUGCUGAGGGAGUGGGCACUGUCAGAGGGUCCGUGCUGAGGGAGUGGGCACUGUCGGAGGGUCAGUGCUGAGGGAGUGCCACACUGUCGGAGGGUCAGUGCUGAGGGAGUGGGCACUGUAGGAGGGUCAGUGCUGAGGGAGUGCCGCACUGUCGCAGGGUCAGUGCUGAGGGAGUGCCGCACUGUCACAGGGUCAGUGCUGAGGGAGUGCCGCACUGUCGCAGGGUCAGUGCUGAGGGAGUGCCGCACUGUCGGAGGGUCAGUGCUGAGGGAGUGCCGCACUGUCGGAGGGUCAGUGCUGAGGGAGUGGGCAUUGUCGGAGGGUCAGUGCUGACGGAGUGCCGCACUGUCGGAGGGUCAGUGCUGAGGGGUUACGUGGGGGAGGGAGAUGUGUUUUGUUUCCUAAAUAAUGUUAACCUCUUGUCUGAUGUGACCAACUGGAGAAUGAUCUGCUCAUGACCUCAUUGCUGUUUGUGGGCUCUUGCUGGGUACGUUUGGGGCUGUUUCCGAGUUGACAAUAAAUUC
Messenger RNA from Hemiscyllium ocellatum (epaulette shark), 3181 nucleotides. RefSeq names its product caspase recruitment domain family, member 9 (gene card9). Gene Ontology annotation, biological process: regulation of apoptotic process; positive regulation of canonical NF-kappaB signal transduction. Lineage: Eukaryota; Metazoa; Chordata; Chondrichthyes; Orectolobiformes; Hemiscylliidae. The transcript has 13 exons. Bases 410 to 2092 code for a protein of 560 amino acids. The record is from RefSeq and is a predicted model, not a curated record.